AUGCAUAGCCGAGUCCGACUAUCCCUCCCGCCAGGAGAGCAAGACUCCGACUCUUCUCUCGACAUCCGACCACUCAACACCCCCCAACUUCCCGUUGAGCUAUGGGACGAGAUUGGGGAAAUUCUCUCGGAAAACGUGGUCGCUUCCACAGCACAAGACUUGCUCAACGUGAUGCUUAGUUGCAGAGAACUAUUCCAAAUCUUCAUUGGACACCUCUACAAGUUCAACAAGCGAAUGAUCGAGAUAUCUUCGCUCCCUCCACCGCCCGGUAGUGAGCCGUCGAGGAGGAGGAAACCAAAAAAUACCUGGACCGAACGAUCUGCUAUGCAAUGGGCAGCCCGGAACGGCUUACAAGGAACCGCUCAAGCGGUAAGGGAAAUUACACCGGAUCUUUGCCAGGUCUCCCAUGUUGGAGUCGCGAUCAGACAUCAACACUAUGAAUUCGCGUGGAUGCUCUUAAAAUGGAAGGAGAUUGAUGAAAAGGUCGCGGCCGGUGUCUCACACGACAGUCCCAUCUUUGCUGCCGUCGCCAUGAAUCAUGCGGCACUCAUCGAAUACAUUACCAAGCUUCAAGGUAUAAAGUUUCUCAUGACGGAAUAUAUUCUCAGCCUUUUCGGGCCUCUCAAAAAUGGACAAUAUCCUUUGCACCGGAAGUGCCUUCGUGCAGGUUGCUUUAAAAGUCCCCGCAGCUCUGAAAUGCUGUCUGUCUUGAUCAAUCACGGACUUGAUGUCAACCAGACCGUUGAAAGAAUGCCACUUUUGAUGCAUGCUCUUCGACUUGUCAAAAUUUUAACAAAUACGAUUGGAGUUGUCAAGGAUCUGCUUUCCAUGAUCCAGGAUAUCGAUCAGCAGGACCUGGAUAGCGGAGACACCUCUUUGAUGUUUUGGCUUCGUGAUUCCCAAGAGAUGGCGGGCAAACCUGGGGAAGAGGCCCUUUGCCUGGAAAUAACCAAGUUGUUGCUCGAUCAUGGCGCAAGCCUCGAUUCUCGAAACAAACGAGGCGAUACGCCACUUCACAUAGCAACCGCUCAUUCCUACCCUUCGGUCGUACAACUCUUGAUCGACCGUGGAGCGGAUGUGAAUGCAACGGGUAACAGGGGCCAAACCGCACUUCACUGGGCUACGAGCGGGACAUGUUCGGAUCCAGGAGUUGACGAGCAUGACCGCCCACAGGAGCACCGCAGUGCAAUCGAGAAAGUCGCUAUACUAAUCAAGGCCCACGCGGACCCCGAUUUCAUAUCCGAGAGCGGUUCAAUGGCUCUUCGUCCACUGCCUGAAGCGUGGUUGUGCCAUGAUUCGUUUGAAAAGAUGGUGAAGAUAUACACUUCCUCUGCCCGGGAUCGCGGUGAUCCAAUAAACGUUGUCGAUUUCCUGCAUCGAUGUCCAUCUCUAUUGACGUCUUGUGCUCUCAUCAUGAAGAUGGCAGAUUCUGGUUCUGAAAAGAUGGAAAAGGAUUUUGAGUUUCUUCUGGGAUAUGGGCUUGAUAUUGAUGAGCAUAACUAUAGAGGUAGAACUUUGUUGGAUCUUAGCCUCACACCUGGUUCCAUACCUGGUAAUUCUUGGUUGUUCAUGUAUCUUCUAAGCAAGGGUGCGAAGAUUAACGCUACCAACCAGAAUGGCAAAAAUGUUCUUGAUCGUACGAGGGAUGUUGAAAUAAGGGAUCUAUUAAUCAGGCAUGGAGCACUACCCGGUUCUCAGCUUGAAAGGUCUGUUGGAAAUUGA
Molecule: messenger RNA, 1722 nt
Organism: Clonostachys solani
Lineage: Eukaryota; Fungi; Ascomycota; Sordariomycetes; Hypocreales; Bionectriaceae
Source: the annotation of a GenBank genome assembly